AUGUCUGGGGGGUCACCUCCCCCCAAUAUCAGCACACCCGGUCCGUCCCGAAAGGGACAUCAGGCAAUAGCGGGCUCACCCGCUUUUUGCUCCCUACCUGCUCGCCCGGAACUAGGCACCGGAACGGACGACCGGCCCGGUCCUUCGGGCGCGGCCGAGCGUCACCAGGAUCCGUCCGGCCCGGGGGAAAGUUUCUUUCCCUUACCGGCAGAUUGCUCGGGGUCCCUUCGGCCGCGCAAGAAGGCGAGGUCCGAGUCCGACCGGAGCUCUUCCGAGGCAAAAGAUAAGCGCCCCCGGAUAGGACCGUCAUCUAGAUCCUUAAGCGAGAUGGAGGGGGACGAGGCUGAGGACAUCGAGGACACAACCUCGUCCGAGGACUCGUCCUCUUACGACAGCGAAUCCUCAGUCUCGUCCCACUCCACCUCUAAGAGUGUGGAAAGAACCUCCCCAAAAAAGAAACCAAUUCCUAAACCUAGGAGGAGUCUAGGGAUGGUGGAGGUCCACCCAGUAAAACAGCUGCGUACUCCUCCUCGGUCCCCUUCUCCAGCCAUUUCUCCCAUUCCGUCGGUUGACGUAGGGGUGCCCCCACCUUAA
Bombyx mandarina (wild silkworm) is the source of this 594-nucleotide messenger RNA. RefSeq names its product serine/arginine repetitive matrix protein 2-like. The record is from RefSeq and is a predicted model, not a curated record. Lineage: Eukaryota; Metazoa; Arthropoda; Insecta; Lepidoptera; Bombycidae.